Messenger RNA from Gilbertella persicaria, 1506 nucleotides. RefSeq lists its product as uncharacterized. The coding region runs from base 1 to 1506 and encodes 501 amino acids. The transcript has 4 exons. NCBI's taxonomy places the organism in Eukaryota, Fungi, Mucoromycota, Mucoromycetes, Mucorales, Choanephoraceae. The record is from RefSeq and is a predicted model, not a curated record.
AUGCGUACGCCAUUAUAUCCAGAAGUGGAAACCUUGAUUAAACUAAAGAAACAAAGCAACAAUGAAUUUUUUCAGCAAAACUUUUGGUAUUCUGUGUGUCGUCUAAUCAAUGGAAAUAUGGAGAUUGGCGAAUUUGUUCAAAAAUAUUCUUAUCAUAUCCCUCAUUUGCACGAAACAUGGGAUGAGUUGAAUGAUUCUGACGAUAUAGACUUGCUGGUAAAAACUCAAGGCAUAAAAAACUAUGGUCAAGUUUCAUCGACUGCCUGUGAAACAAUCGCAACAUGUUACAACAAUUAUUAUAUUGAAAACUUUGAAAAUACAAUAUCCAACUAUUUCAUAUAUAAGCUGCGCACUUCUUUUGACAACUUAAAGAUGCCAGAAGUGAAGUACAUUGUGUACAAUCACGUAAUGGAAACAUUAUUUUCCUCUUGUCCGACAACUAUUACCGCUGAAAACAUAGUAAGCUCGUUAAAUAAGCGAAUGAAAGUAAGGGCUUGUCUGUUCCUGAAAUCUUUAAUGUCACAAAUAAGAAACAUAUUAUCUGCUACUCCCUUAACCAGGGAUGUAUUGAACAAAGCUCCCUUUGAUAUAUUGCCGGCUUUGAGGUAUAUACUUGAGAACUACGAGUCAACAAUUGCCAAAAAUCAGCAAUCACAAAUAGAAGUAGCCCAGCAAGAGCAACAAUCCGUAGAAGCAGUAGUAUCAUUAAUCCAGCAAAGGAGAAGACCAAAGAAGAAGAAGACAAAACAGCGUAAUUUAUCAACAGAGAACAACAACAGCAAGAACGAAUUGCAACCACCAAAAUUUCAAUCACCAAGGCUAUUAAGUUUAUUUCCUAAUCCUGGUUUUGAAUGGCGUUUUAUAAAAGUAGAUGGCCAAAAUAUAGCUGGUAUUUUUGGAAGAAGUAGUCCAAAAAAACCUGAAGAGACGGUGUUUAACUUUGCUCAAAGAUGCUUCUAUGAUAAUUUUGAUCUUAAAAAACUUAAAAUUAACAGGCGAGUUGAUCGUUACUUUCGUCCUUGUACUGUCAAUCCAAAUAGGUCUGAUGUCUUUGUAUCCUAUCAUGGCAAAAACGAUUUGAGGCGUUUGUCGACUGCCGAUUAUUACAACAUGAAUGGCACUGUCAACCGACAAAAGCUAGAGCAAGAUAGAAAGAAAAGGUCGGAUAUAGAGCAGAUUGAAACCCACUUUCCCUCACCCAAAACUGCAAAACUUCAACAUUAUACAGAAUACGUUAUGUAUGCUCUUCAACAUUUUCGAGCGUUAACAAAUUUUUACGGCUUUAACGCUGCUAAAAUCAAAUGGUGCAACUACAAAGGCUCUCAACAAGCAAUUGAAAAUACAGUCAACAUUCUCAUGAAUGGUGCAAAAAAAUAUAACAAAAGGAAAAGAAAGAAAACCAAAAAGAAUAAGCGGAAGAGACGCGGUCAUCAUGAUAAUUAUCCACCAAAUACAGGGGGGAUGAGGUCAAGGUAUAGCACAUAUUCCUUAUAUUCUUCUCCUUAA